Cynoglossus semilaevis (tongue sole) is the source of this 1515-nucleotide messenger RNA. RefSeq names its product SRP receptor subunit beta (gene srprb). Gene Ontology annotation, biological process: Golgi to plasma membrane protein transport; intracellular protein transport; protein localization to Golgi apparatus. The coding region runs from base 135 to 935 and encodes 266 amino acids. Gene Ontology annotation, cellular component: Golgi apparatus. Gene Ontology annotation, molecular function: GTP binding; GTPase activity. The record is from RefSeq and is a predicted model, not a curated record. Lineage: Eukaryota; Metazoa; Chordata; Actinopteri; Pleuronectiformes; Cynoglossidae. The transcript has 7 exons.
CAACACGAGGAAUUUGUGAACGACAGUGCCCUCUGCUGACGAACUCCACUUUGUACAGGCUUUAGAAAGCAGACGUGUCCCACAGUGGGUCCAGCUUGCACGGCUACAGUGAGGCUGACAGCACCGGUAGCAGCAUGGAAGAAAAACCUGACGUGGAGAUGGCAGAAAAUCCUUUUGAGCCAUACAUUGAGCCCCUUCGUCGGCAGCUGGAGAACCAAGAACCGGUUUUUCUGAUCGGCGUCAUUGUGGCACUGGCGGUGGUUAUCAGCUCCUGUGUUUUCCUGAAGUACUUCCUCAGCAGUAAAACUGUUAGAAGUGCUGUGCUCCUGGUCGGACUCUGUGACUCUGGAAAAACUCUGCUCUUCUGCCGGCUGCUGUCAGGAAAGUUCAAACGAACGCAGACCUCCAUCACUGACAGCAGCGCCCCCUACAAGGCCAAAAGUGACAGGGGCAGCACCUGGACUCUCAUAGAUCUGCCUGGACAUGAAAGUCUUCGCUCACAGUACCUGGAGAAGUUCAAGUCUACUGCCAGAGCCAUCGUGUUUGUAGUGGACAGCGCCAUCUUCCAGAAGGAAGUGAGAGACGUGGCGGAGUUCCUGUACGACCUGCUGACAGACAUUGUAAUUUCCAGAAAUGCUCCGGCUAUUAUUGUGGCAUGCAACAAACAAGAUAUCACUAUGGCAAAAUCGGCAAAACUGAUUCAACAGCAGCUGGAAAAAGAACUAAACACUUUGCGGGUGACACGCUCGGCAGCCCUCAGCUCUCAGGACGGCUCCAUCGGUGGCAGCAUGUAUCUGGGCAAGAAAGGCAAGGACUUUGAGUUUGGCCAGCUGUCCAUGAAGGUGGAGUUUGUGGAGUGCAGUGCCCGUGGUAGCAAGAGUGAAGACGGGGAUGCAGAGCUGGAGCGUCUGGAGAAAUGUCUGGCUAAACUGUAAAAUGAUUGAUCCGAAGAACAACCCACGGACACGCACACACCAACUGGGCUCAGAGUAAAGGGAGACUCCAGUCAUUGCUGUGGACCAUGUUUGUCUGGAGACAUCAUGGUCCUGUCUGUGCUGAAUCACAAUGUAUGAACAUAAUGUUUGAGGAGAUAAAAAAAGAAAACACCAAAAAGACUGUGAAAACCACUCACUGCCUGCAGAGCUGGGAAAUGAUCAUGUGCUUCUUCAGUUUAGACCCUACUGUGAACAAACACAUGGCUCAUUGUUGGAGUUCACUCUUGGACAGUUGAUAAUCUUUAGGUUUUUGUGUCUGUUUUAAAAGUCUGAGCUCAUCUGAUCUUCAAUGUUCAGCUCUGUGCCUUUCCCUGAUAUUUCUUUAGAUGAGUGUCCUACUUUUUGUGCAAAGAUAGAUUUGCUUGUGUGAGAAUUGUGCGCAGCUACACCGCAUUGGCAAUGACCGUAUGCAUCAUAUGUAUUGUAAUAAUGAAAGACUGAAGAUUCAACCUUGUCUGACUCCAUUUUAAGACAUUUGGUUUGUAUGUUUUUGAUGCUCAACAUUCAUAGCAACAACAAA